Messenger RNA from Chilo suppressalis (striped riceborer), 2175 nucleotides. The record is from the annotation of a GenBank genome assembly. NCBI's taxonomy places the organism in Eukaryota, Metazoa, Arthropoda, Insecta, Lepidoptera, Crambidae.
AUAUUUAAUCAGACCCAUUAAAAAUGUGACGAUGUUUUAUCAGUCCUCGGGUGGCAUUAGACCUGGCCACACGUGUCAUCGUGAGCGACGCACUGUCAAGAUGAUCAAGCUGCUGAUUCUACUUUUGAUUGGGGUAGUGGCAUUUCUACCGAUAUACCUGCUGUACUUGAAGAGCCCCCCUCCACUACCCGAGGUUGAUCUCAACGAGUGGUGGGGGCACGGAGAACCCAAGGAAGACACAGCCAUCAAGCCUUACAAGAUCAAAUUUACUGAAUCAGUAAUAAAGGACCUUAAGGAUCGCCUUAAAAGCCGCCGUCCUUUCACACCUCCGCUUGAAGGCGUCGCCUUCGAGUAUGGCUUCAACACCAACACCUUGGACUCCUGGGCUACGUACUGGUUGGAGAAGUACAACUUCACGGAGAGAGAGAACUUCCUGAACCAGUACCCACAUUACAAAACCAACAUACAAGGACUGAACAUCCACUUCAUCAGAGUUACGCCUAAGGUUCCAGCAGGCAAGCAACUGGUGCCCAUGCUUCUCCUCCACGGCUGGCCUGGCUCCGUGAGAGAGUUCUAUGAAGCCAUCCCUCACCUGACUGCCGUCAGUGAAGACAGGGACUUCGUGCUAGAACUGAUCAUACCGAGUCUACCAGGCUAUGGACAUUCUGAGGCUCCAGUGAGACCAGGAUUAAACCCACUCACAAUGGCAGUGAUCUUCAGGAAUCUGAUGCAGCGGCUCGGUUUCCAGAAGUACUAUAUCCAAGGUGGCGAUUGGGGUGCCAUUAUUACAUCUAAUAUAGCAACACUAUUCCCAAAGGAGGUCCUUGGUUACCACUCAAAUUUCGUAUCCUCAAUGACACCGACCGUUACCAUCUUCCGAUUGUUGGGUUCGAUUUAUCCUCCUCUAGUGGUAGAUCGAGAGCUAGCUGAUCGUUGGUACCCGCAGUCAGAGGUCUAUGGCCAACUGAUAGAAGAGACCGGCUAUCUGCAUAUACAAGCUACAAAGCCCGAUACUGUUGGUAUAUCUUUGCUGGACUCCCCAUCGGGACUCAUGGCUUACAUUGUGGAGAAAUUCUCAACUUGGACUAGGAAGGAACACCGGUCGAAGGUCAACGGCGGACUCGAGUUCCGAUUCACCAAAGAUCAGUUGAUUGACAACCUGAUGAUGUACUGGACCACCAGAUCCAUAAUCACUUCCAUGAGGCUAUACGCAGAGUGCUUUAGCAAGAAAUACAUGGCCUUGAAGAUUGAUGAAAUUCCAUCGAAAGUCCCAGCGUGGACCAUACAGGCAAAGAACGAACUGUCAUACUUACCUCCAUGGCUGAUCAAGUUAAAAUACCCAAAUCUACUGAAAGCUAAUCCUAUAGAUGACGGCGGUCAUUUUCUGGCUCUGGAACUACCUCAGGUGUUUUCUGAAGAUGUCCUUAAUGCAGUCCAAGCUUUCAGACAAUGGCACAAGAGCAAUAAUGUUAAGACUGACUUGUAAAAUACCGCUAUAUUAAUAGUUUAUAAUAAACCGUUUAAUUAAUAAUUCAACUACUAGAUUUGUAUAUCUAAAGAAAAAAAUAUUAGAAAUAAUUGCACAUGGUCUAAGUGGUGCCUAGUGGACCUGGACGAAGUUGAAUUUAUUCUAAUGAAAUUUUCUUUAGAUGUCUGAAUCGGAUGCUUGUAAAAAUGUAAAUGUUAAAAUAACAAAAAUUUUCAUAAAAAGUAAUUAGUGGUCAUGCAUUUUAUUAAACGGCUAGUGGUCCGCCCUCGUUUUGCUUCGGUCUAUCUCUAUUUAACUGAUUUUGUUGCGUAGUCUAGGACUCGUUGUUCCAAAUGCACCAUUGCUCUGCUGUCAAAAAGAUUGUUCCCUUUACCAUGCCAUGCCCAUAUUAUUUAACUUUUAUAGGACGCAGUGUUUUGUACACAUCCAUCACAGUUAUCACAAUAAAACUCACAACUCAAAAUGAAAAUUAUUUGUUCAGUGUAGGCUGUUAUAAGCUGUUGUGGACGUCAACUCAAUGAUAACUUUUGAAUGCUAUGGAAUAGUAAAAAAAAAGGUAAAUUUAAAAAAUCAAAAAACCCGACUGCUUAAUUAUACUUCAAAUAAAAACUGAAAAGAAAAAAACAAGUCCAGUAGUCUAUAAUUCUGUUAAUAAGGAACAAAGCUACUUUAACAGUCGGGACCCA